Laccaria bicolor S238N-H82 is the source of this 246-nucleotide messenger RNA. RefSeq lists its product as uncharacterized. The record is from RefSeq and is a predicted model, not a curated record. Bases 1 to 246 code for a protein of 81 amino acids. The transcript is spliced from 3 exons. Lineage: Eukaryota; Fungi; Basidiomycota; Agaricomycetes; Agaricales; Hydnangiaceae.
AUGCGAGAACGUGGGUGUUCGCCUUGGAAACGGCUCGAAGUGGAUGGGCAGCAGAGCGGAAAGGUCUACUUUCACGCUCGAAUCGCGUCAGUUGCGAAGACGGUGGUGAGAUGUGGCUGCAAUGAGGAACAACUGUUGAACGCAAAUUUAAACAACGGCCUUCGUCGCCUUCGUAGCGGCGUCCGUGCCCCUUUUCGAGCUACUUUCGGAUGUUUCCUACCACCCGUCGACACUCCGACUUCGUAA